Nannospalax galili (Upper Galilee mountains blind mole rat) is the source of this 3153-nucleotide messenger RNA. It is a transcript of the gene Fam20c, whose product is annotated as FAM20C golgi associated secretory pathway kinase. The transcript is spliced from 10 exons. The record is from RefSeq and is a predicted model, not a curated record. Gene Ontology annotation, molecular function: protein serine/threonine kinase activity. Gene Ontology annotation, biological process: protein phosphorylation. Bases 1 to 1743 code for a protein of 580 amino acids. NCBI's taxonomy places the organism in Eukaryota, Metazoa, Chordata, Mammalia, Rodentia, Spalacidae. Gene Ontology annotation, cellular component: Golgi apparatus.
AUGAAGAUGAUCCUGGUGCGCAGGUUUCGCGUGCUCAUCCUCGUGGUGUUCUUGCUGGCCUGUGCCUUGCACAUAGCUCUGGACCUGCUGCCCAAGCUGGACCGGCGCGCCGCGCGACCCUCCGGGGAGCCGGGAUGCUCCUGCGCUCAGCCGGCGGCAGAGGCGGCGGCCCCGGGCUGGGCCGAGGCGCGGAGCCGCCCCGGGGAGUCCGCCGCUGGCGACGGAGGCUGGCCCAACAAGCACACGCUACGCAUCCUGCAAGACUUCAGCUCUGACCCAGCCUCCAACCUCACGUCCCAUUCGCUGGAGAAACUGCCGCCUGCCGCCGAGCCCCCGGAGCACGCCCCACGCCUGGGUCAGGAGCCCGGCUCCCCGCCACCCCGAGACCACGCGCACCGGCCGCUGCUUCGAGACCCUGGGCCCCGGCCGCCCGCUCCGCCCCCUGGUCCCAGCAGGGACAGCUCGCUCUUAGCCAGACUGUUUGAGCACCCGCUUUACCAGGGAACUGUGCCACCCCUGACCGAGGACGACGUUCUGUUUAACGUGAACAGCGACAUCAGGUUUAACCCCAAGGCAGCAGAGAACCCAGACUGGCCACAUGAAGAUGCUCAGGGUGCAGAAUUCCUGCCCACCGGAGAAGCAGCCGUGGACCUCUAUCCCAACUGGCUCAAAUUCCACAUUGGCAUCAACCGAUAUGAACUAUAUUCCAGACACAACCCAGCCAUUGAGGCUCUGUUGCAGGACCUCGGUUCUCAGAAGAUCACCAGCGUAGCCAUGAAGUCGGGGGGCACACAGCUGAAGCUCAUCAUGACCUUCCAGAAUUAUGGACAAGCACUGUUCAAACCUAUGAAGCAAACGAGGGAGCAGGAGACACCCCCGGACUUUUUUUAUUUCUCUGACUAUGAGAGGCAUAAUGCAGAGAUUGCUGCCUUUCACCUGGACAGGAUCCUGGACUUCCGUCGAGUCCCUCCGGUGGCUGGUAGAAUGGUCAAUAUGACCAAGGAGAUCCGGGACGUCACACGAGACAAGAAGCUAUGGAGGACCUUCUUUGUCUCUCCAGCCAACAACAUCUGCUUCUAUGGGGAGUGUUCCUACUACUGCUCCACAGAGCACGCCCUGUGUGGGAGGCCCGACCAGAUCGAGGGCUCACUGGCUGCCUUCCUGCCUGACCUGUCCCUGGCCAAGAGGAAGACGUGGCGGAACCCCUGGCGCCGCUCCUACCACAAGCGCAAGAAGGCGGAGUGGGAAGUGGACCCUGAUUACUGUGAAGAAGUGAAGCAGACACCACCCUACGACAGCGGCCACCGCAUCCUAGACAUCAUGGACAUGACCAUCUUUGAUUUCCUCAUGGGGAACAUGGAUAGACAUCACUACGAGACCUUCGAGAAGUUUGGGAACGAGACAUUCAUCAUACACUUGGACAACGGGCGUGGGUUUGGGAAAUACUCACAUGACGAACUUUCUAUUCUAGCUCCUCUUCAUCAGUGCUGCAGGAUCCGGAGGUCCACCCACCUGCGGCUGCAGCUGCUGGCAAGGGAGGAGUACAAACUGAGCCGACUGAUGGCCGAGUCCCUGCAACAGGACAAGGUGGCGCCUGUUCUCUACCAGCUGCACCUGGAGGCCCUGGACCGAAGGCUGCGCAUCGUGCUGCAGGCCGUGCGGGACUGCGUAGAGAAGGAUGGGCUGCGCAGCGUGGUGGAGGAUGACCUGGAGGCUGAGCACAGAGUCACCACGGAGAGGUAGUGACCUCGCUGCCCACGAGGAAGGAGGAGCACAUGGCUUCACACAUCACCUGUGGACUCUGAAUUUAGAGAUGGGUCAUCCCCACAGAAUGGCCUUUGGCAGGGUGCAUGAGGUUUCCCUCAUGACUCCAGUGGGGAUGUGUGGGCCUCUAGGUCCCGCACAGGCCGAACAAGGUGCCAUGGAUACCCAGAAGAAUGGCCAGUGGGAAGAGCUCCAUCCUUCCUCUGGGGAGGAAUCUUUAGUCACUGUUUUGUACUUAACCUAAGGCUCACACUCCUGUAAACAGAGAGCCACCUACACAGACCAGAGAUCACCUCAGGGGAGGACCUGCUAUGAUGUGCCCAUACCCUGGGUCUCAGCUCUCAAACGCUGGAGAGCCCAUCAGCUGGGGAGACGCCGAUGGAUGUCAAGGCCUACACGUGGACAAAUGGGCACCUGAGCAUCGGAUUCAGAUAAAAACUACCAGCUACCAACUUGUCCACCGCUAUGCGGUGGCCAGACCUUACUGGUUGGCGGCAGGCACUGCCCACCUCAGCUUCUCAGUUCUGGACAGUGACCAUCAAGGCACUGUACUGGGCCUAUGGCCCCAGGGCAGCAGGCUAACCUUGCAGCAUUUUUUUGUGGAGUAGUUUGCAGAGAGGUAACCCUGCAAUAAAGAUACAGCAAGCUGUGUCAUGGCUGUCUAGAGCAGGGCGCUGGCUCCCUGGCUCAGUUACUUUCCCAGACAGCAAGGUCUAGAACCCAACAUGGCCAAGCUGGGCUCUUACAGCAUCUGGGUGGCCUGGGUCUGAGGCCUGCUGGAGCUGUGGAGAGAGCUACCUGUACAGCCUUGGGGUAAACAGGCUAGGUGAGGCCUAUGCUCUCUAAGGGGAGGGCUAAUUGAGAGGACAGGAGAGCUGCCAAGAUCUGUCCUAGGUGUCCCCUACGAGGCUCUGAGCCACAAGUCCCCCAGAAGAGGCAUUCAUACAGUCCUGUGUAAGGCUACAACAUACCUGAGCAGAAGCUACAAAGGUGGUUACCUAGGGGCCCACUGGGAGCUACCGAUUCUUCCACUGCUGGCCCCAGGACUCAGACUCCCUCAGAGAUCUCCUGAAGGGUCCCCCUCCUUCCAGAAUGUGGUGAUGGCUGGCCAGGGGCCAGACCUCUGCCAGGGAGCAGGGUCCAGGAGAGGAUCCUGGGGACAGUUCACCACAGACUCUGCUGAGUCACAGGAAGUUGAAACCCAGGCCUGCUCCUAUUCCUGCUCCUUCCCAGCUGUCACCCUGUCACUUGCUACCGCCCCCGCCCCCACCAAGGGGAGCUGAGUGGUAUGAGCAGUUGCAUUAAGAUCCAGCAGGUGACCAGUGAAAUCCCCACUGUCCUCUGAAGCAAUAAUACAAAACUAGAUUUGUCUUCCUCCCUUUAAAAAAA